Molecule: messenger RNA, 2341 nt
Organism: Cryptotermes secundus
Lineage: Eukaryota; Metazoa; Arthropoda; Insecta; Blattodea; Kalotermitidae
Product: ATP-binding cassette sub-family F member 3
Exons: 13
Coding region: 84-2222 (712 amino acids)
Molecular function (GO): ATP binding; ATP hydrolysis activity
Source: RefSeq, a predicted model, not a curated record
UAUAUUCCCCGCACUAUAAAUUCUUCGCUGUAUGUUGGCCACACUGCAUCUGUCCUGUGGAUCCUGUGUGUGUAUCCUGCAACAUGGCAGCUUGCAGCGAAUAUAUUAAAUCCGAAUUCCCGUUAAUUGACGAUGAUUUAUACCAGUAUGUAGAAGGUAUCUUAACUAGUGGAGCAGAUGAUUUUGAGGACAGUGGAGAGCUGUAUGAUGCUAUUGGAGAAGUAUUACACGAAGUUGCAGAAGAGAAAUCAGAAAUGGACAUUAGGAAUAUCUGUGAUAAACUACUUCAUAUAAUGAAGCCUGAAAAAGGAAGCAUGUUACAUACUGGAUCAGCAAAGGUUCUAAAUGCACCAGUUCAUCUAGCAAGCAUGGCGGCCAACCUGGAAAAUAAUAUUGAAGACAUUAAAAGUAUUUGGGUCAUGUCAAGAGAUGAUGGACUAAAAGUUGAUGCAAAGAAAUUAGAGAAAGCAGAAGCAAAGUUGCAACAAAAACAAGAAAGGAGAAGUCAAGACUCUGCAAGUAGCCGUAACACUGUGUCAGCAAUACGUCCUGAAUCUGCUACAGCAUCGCAAGUCACAAGCAAGAAGGAAUCUAAGCUGGAAGAUAAAGGAAACAACCGGGCACAGGAUAUUCGUAUAGAAAACUUUGAUGUGGCUUAUGGAAACAGGGUUCUUCUUAUGUCUGCAGAUAUCACAUUAGCAUAUGGAAGAAGAUAUGGGUUGGUUGGAAGGAAUGGAUUAGGAAAAACGACAUUACUUAGAAUGAUAUCCAGUGGUCAGCUGAGGAUACCAUCACACAUAUCAGUGCUACAUGUUGAACAAGAAGUUGUUGGAGAUGAUACUCCAGCACUGGAAAGUGUCUUAGAGUGUGAUACAGUACGUGAAGAACUCCUGAGGAAAGAACACGAGAUUAGUGUCAGUAUCAAUAAUGGAUGUACAGACCCAGAACUUAGCAAUCAGCUCACCGAAGUGUAUGCACAGCUUCAGAACAUUGAGGCUGAUAAAGCACCAGCAAGAGCAAGCAUUAUUUUGAAUGGUCUUGGCUUCUCUUCUGAGAUGCAGCAGCGACCCACCAUAGAGUUCUCAGGAGGCUGGCGUAUGAGGUUAGCACUUGCACGUGCUCUCUUUUCAAGGCCUGAUCUUCUUCUCCUUGAUGAACCAACAAAUAUGUUGGAUAUUAAGGCCAUUAUCUGGCUGGAAAACUACCUUCAAAACUGGCCUACCACAUUACUUGUUGUGUCUCAUGAUCGCAAUUUCCUUGACACAGUACCGACAGAUAUUUUGAAUCUCCAUUCACAACGUAUUGAUGCAUACAGAGGUAACUAUGAGAACUUUGAGAAGACCAAGACAGAAAAGCUUCGGAAUCAACAGCGAGAAUUUGAAGCACAGCAGCAGCAUCGAGCUCAUGUUCAAGAAUUCAUUGACAGGUUUCGAUAUAAUGCUAAUCGGGCUUCCAGUGUACAGAGCAAAAUCAAAAUGUUAGAAAAGCUCCCAGAACUGAAGGCCAUUGAGAAAGAAGUGGAGGUUGUCCUGAAGUUUCCAGAGGCUGAGGCACUGUCACCACCAAUUCUGCAAAUUAAUGAAGUGUCAUUUGGUUAUUCACCUGACAGAAUGAUAUUCAGCAAUGUAAAUUUGGGUGCUACACUAGAAUCUAGGAUAUGCAUUGUUGGUGAUAAUGGAGCUGGUAAAACAACACUUCUUAAAAUUAUCAUGGGAAUUUUGACACCUACUAAGGGAAUUCGUCAUAUUCACCGAAACCUUAAAUUUGGCUACUUCAGCCAGCACCAUGUUGACCAACUUGAUAUGAAUGCAAAUUCAGUAGAAUUACUGCAGUCAAGUUAUCCAGGUAAGCCAGUUGAGGAAUAUCGUCGUCAGUUGGGAAGUUUUGGUAUCACAGGUGAUAUGGCUUUGCAGAUGGUAGCCAGCUUAUCAGGAGGUCAGAAGUCACGUGUGGCCUUUGCUAGGAUGUGCAUGGGCAAUCCAAACUUCCUUGUACUUGAUGAGCCCACGAACCAUCUUGACAUUGAAACUAUUGAAGCACUGGGGAAGGCCAUAAACAAAUACACGGGAGGGGUGAUUCUGGUAUCACAUGAUGAACGACUAAUCCGUAUGGUAUGCAAAGAACUAUGGGUUUGUGGAAAUGGUAGUGUCAAGAGCAUUGAAGGAGGUUUUGAUGAAUACAGACGAUUAGUUGAGCGGGAAUUGGAGGCACAGACUAAAUAGUGAAACUCGACAUUCUCAACACUGCCGCCCAUUCCUUGUUAUGUAUGUGGAAGAGUUAAAACACACCAUUAUUAACAUAUUAAAAAUGCUGAUUUGAAUAAAUUCUUCUAUUUAUUGUU